UCCAAUGCGCUCUCGGCUACGCUCGUGUCGGGGAUGAGUGUCGCCGCGUAGCUUUGCCGGCGAGUAUGUGAUCAAGUUCCGCAACACGAGCACGAGAUAUUUCCGUAAACCCGGAUGUUUUCGACGGAGUAAUUCACAAUGAACCUCACCGCGGGUAACACGCACGGCAAUGGCUUGCUCUACGCCGGCUUCAAUCAGGAUCAAGGAUGCUUUGCUUGUGGUAUGGAAAAUGGGUUCAGAGUAUAUAAUUGUGAUCCACUGAAGGAGAAAGAGAGACACGAUUUCAGCGAUGGAGGUCUUGGAUACGUAGAAAUGCUUUUUAGAUGUAACUAUUUAGCAUUGGUUGGUGGUGGAUCCAAGCCGAUGUAUCCAACAAAUAAAGUUAUGAUAUGGGACGACAUAAAAAAAUUACCGGCAAUCACUUUAGAAUUUAAUGCACCUGUGAAAGGAGUGAAAUUGCGGAGGGACAGGAUAGUAGUAGUGCUAGAAGGUGUUAUAAAGGUUUACACAUUUACACAAAAUCCUCAACAGUUACACGUGUUUGAAACUAAUCCCAAUCCGCGAGGAUUGUGUGUUCUGUGCCCGAAUAGUAAUAACUCCUUGCUUGCCUUUCCUGGACGGAAAAACGGCCAUGUUCAAGUUAUAGAUCUGGCCAAUACAGAGAAACAACCUUUAAAUAUAGAAGCACACGAAACGCCUUUAUCUUGCAUAGCGUUAAAUCUGCAGGGUACUAGAUUGGCUACUGCCUCGGAGAAAGGUACUUUGAUAAGGGUGUUUGAUACGCAAAAUGGAAACAUGAUUAACGAAUUAAGAAGAGGAGCGAAUCAUGCGAAUAUUUAUUGCAUAAAUUUUAAUCACGAUUCUACAUGGUUGUGCGUUGCCAGCGAUCACGGAACCGUACACGUAUUCGCCGUCGAAGAUCAAAAAUUAAAUCGCCAAUCUAGUUUAGCGUCUGCCACGUUCCUGCCAAAGUAUUUUAGCUCGAGUUGGAGUUUCUGUAAAUUUCAAGUACCCGGUGGACCUCAGUGUAUGUGUGCAUUUGGUCAAGAUAACAAUAGCAUCAUAGUGAUAUGCGCAGACGGUAGUUAUUACAAGUUCGUAUUCAACAACAAGGGUGAAUGCACGAGAGACUUUUAUGCGCAGUUCCUCGAAUUGACCGACGACAAAGUGUGAUCGGAGGAUAUAACGGCGGUGCACUCCUAAACGUAACGAAAAACGAGAGAGAACGAGACUUUCGUAUUCCUUUGGUUUUAUUUGCAUCUGCUGAUAAUAAGAUCGAGCGGGUACGGCGAAGGUACGUCGCGUUUAUAGAGAUUACAACACAUGAGCUGUUUAUAUAAAGGAAAUAACGUCCACGUUGGACGAUAUGAUAGAGGACCAAAUGAAGAGUUCUAUUAAUUGUUGGUAACACCGAUCAUUGGUGCAUUGUACGCAGCUUCUCGAAGAGAAAGACAAAACAGAAAAGAUUAUUGGCGAACGUCGAAAAACGCGUUAACAAAGAGUGUGUCAUAAACUUGUUACACGAGCCUAUUCGCUGACGCCUAUUAAUAGAAGAGCAAGUUUUUAAAUACGACAAACAAAAGGAAUACCUCAGGUAACACCAGGGGACACCGCAAGUUACUUGUUGGCGUGAUACUCACAUUUUCUUACAUUUUAGAUAAAAAUGCUGCUGCGACUAGUUAAACGUUGGCCAUAAAUAUUAUUGUGACAAAAAGAAAAUAAUCAUUUUUCAUAGCUUUGCGGUAAAAGCUUCGCAACACAAUCGUGUAUCCCUAUCGUGAUCAUGUGUUUUGCAGUCCUACACAUUUUUUUUGUUAUAUAUAUCACGUUAUAUAUAUCACGCAUCAUUAUAAAAACGAUAUACAUCCCCUUCGUACAUACUCUUCGACAAUUUUAAGCAGAUUAUUGUUACACGUUGGUUUUUGGCGAUUUAAUAAAUGUGUCUUUGUUUCAUAGCCGAAUCAUGUCAUGUUAUUAUACAUGUCAUAUACAUAUAUAUGUCGUACUGGAAUAUUGUAAUUUUUAUUUUUAGUUUUUUCCAUUUAUAUAUAUUUUUUUUUAUAAUAUACAUAUACACAAGAAGUGAUUCUACACUUUAUAUCACACGGAUAUUGUUGCAAAAUAACAAGAUUGUAAUUUCACAAAGAAGUUGGGUUUAAAUACAAAAUAAAACUAAUUAUGCCACGA
Molecule: messenger RNA, 2187 nt
Organism: Linepithema humile (Argentine ant)
Lineage: Eukaryota; Metazoa; Arthropoda; Insecta; Hymenoptera; Formicidae
Product: WD repeat domain phosphoinositide-interacting protein 3
Biological process (GO): nucleophagy; protein localization to phagophore assembly site; protein lipidation
Cellular component (GO): extrinsic component of membrane; cytosol; phagophore assembly site membrane
Molecular function (GO): phosphatidylinositol-3,5-bisphosphate binding; protein binding; phosphatidylinositol-3-phosphate binding
Source: RefSeq, a predicted model, not a curated record